Bubalus bubalis (water buffalo) is the source of this 656-nucleotide messenger RNA. RefSeq lists its product as uncharacterized. The record is from RefSeq and is a predicted model, not a curated record. The transcript is spliced from 2 exons. NCBI's taxonomy places the organism in Eukaryota, Metazoa, Chordata, Mammalia, Artiodactyla, Bovidae. Bases 1 to 645 code for a protein of 214 amino acids.
AUGGCCCGAGCUGCGGCCGGUCGGCCCGCGGCCUCUGCCGCUGGGCAGGAGCGCUCCCCGCGGCCCCCUUCCGGCUGCGGGGGACAAUCCUCUGGAGAUUCGGCGCGGCCAGGCGCAAACCUCUCACAGCUCGCGUGCGCCGCGCAGCUCAGUAACAUCCACCUCCGGGGCUCCUCUCCUGUAGCCCCCUUCCAAGAACCAGGAAAAAAAAAAAAAGGCAAAUUCCCUUCAGGAGGGCUCUCCCGGUCUAUCCGGAAGGCGAGCUGGGGAGCGGCGGGGAGAGGAGUGUGUGACUGGCCGGCCGCCCCGCCGCUGUGCUCGGACCAGAGUUCUCCUCGGGGUCCAGUCGCUCCUCGAGGGAAAGGCGGGAGUGGCGGCCUCCUGACGCGUGAAAAUCCACGUCACGGACGUUUGAGGCUCCGCGGCGCCCGGGACGGGGCUCGAACCGGCGUCCACGGACGAGUCACGGAGCCGCGCAGGGAGUACACGCCUGAGAGGCCCGACCGCCGCUCCCCGCGGGUGGGGGCACUUGGACUCGCCGCGCGCUCCGCCGCCCCGGCGAAGAGUGGAGCGGAGAGGGCCGCUCGCCAGCUCGCCCGCCGCCCGCACCCGCUGCCAUGUGCUGGCUGUUGCUGCUCCCUGUGAUUGACAGGCGG